Messenger RNA from Colletotrichum siamense, 537 nucleotides. RefSeq names its product DASH complex subunit spc19 (gene spc19). Gene Ontology annotation, biological process: attachment of spindle microtubules to kinetochore. The transcript has a single exon. The record is from RefSeq and is a predicted model, not a curated record. NCBI's taxonomy places the organism in Eukaryota, Fungi, Ascomycota, Sordariomycetes, Glomerellales, Glomerellaceae. Bases 1 to 537 code for a protein of 178 amino acids. Gene Ontology annotation, cellular component: DASH complex; spindle microtubule.
AUGUCCGCCGCACCAAACGCAGCAACGUACGCAGACUGCGUCGCCUCCCUCCGCAACUCCCUCACCUACCUCCAAUCCUCCGUCGAGACCCUCGACCAGGGCGUCUCCGACCUGCCCCGCGUCGCCUCCGUCCUCCGCCCCACGCGCCACUUCGAGCUCAUCCCGCAACCGACCCUCGCCGCCGCCGAGGCCUCCCUGCGCGACGAGAUCGGGCCUUACAUCGCCCUCCUGCUCGACCGCGCAGACGCCCAGAUCGCCCGCCGCGAGCGCCGCAUCGAGACCCUCAAGGCGCGCUGCGAGCUGCUCCAGGGCCGGCUGUCGCAGCCCAAGGACGGGGACGACGAGGACGGGUACGCGAAGAAGAAGGGCAAGGGCAAGGGCGUGGGAGGCAGGGGCAAGGCGCUCAACGGGGAGCGGGCGUUGCGGGCUAGGGCGGUGAGGCAGAGGAGGGAAGGGUUGGAGUACAGCGUUGAGAGGCUGGAGCUGGAGGUUCUGUCAAAAGAGAGGGAACUGAGGAAGAGGUUGGAGAAGGCUUGA